This is a messenger RNA of Cryptosporidium ubiquitum, 384 nucleotides long. RefSeq lists its product as uncharacterized. Lineage: Eukaryota; Apicomplexa; Conoidasida; Eucoccidiorida; Cryptosporidiidae. Bases 1 to 384 code for a protein of 127 amino acids. The transcript has a single exon. The record is from RefSeq and is a predicted model, not a curated record.
AUGGAUAUCUCCUACCCCGAAGAAACUGAAGGAAAAAAUCCUCUUAAACUGAAUCUUGCAAAUCGGGUUUCUGAAAAACUCUCUAAAACUGGAAUCUGGCAGAAUAUUAAUGUGGAAUGGUCAAAAAACUUUAAUUCAUAUAUUGUUACUGUUGCUCAAGUUUUAUUUGGUUCCGAACAAUAUCUCAAACUUUCGACUUUUAUUCCACUUAGUGACCUAGACCAUAUUCACACCUCUUUUUUCCAAAAUCUGGAACAAGACUCAAAAGAAAUUCUACCUUAUAUCAACUCCAAGCUCGAUCAUCAGUACGUCCUUGCUAUUGUUAGUAAUGACGAUGAACUUAUUCUUCAGUCAAUCAAUUUUGAUCUUAAGAAAAUUGAAUAA